AUGUCACUGCUCAAGCGCCGUUUGCUAGUUUUGCUGUUUCUUCUUGGUCUUUUCUGCUUCUUAAAUUUAAUUUAUAGUUAUUACGAGGAUAAAGUUAUCAUCAAUUUCUUUCGUCCAGUACUGAGUGUAAAAAAUCAAGAUACCGCCUUUGGAAAGGAUGAUUUACACCUAAGCCAGCACCUUUCGCGCGUUCGAAGAGAGUUUAAGAUGACACUUGAUCAGUACGAAACAUCAGGAGGAGAGUUUGGCAAUAGUAUUAACGCUUUCGGCGUAAACACAUCGUUUUACCAUUCGGAGUUGUAUGGAGAGAUGUUCAAGCUUUAUGGGAAGAAAACUAACACUGCUUGCCGAAAUGCGCUAUUCCUGCUCAUUCAGGUCCAUUCCAGUCCGGAAAAUUUUAUGAGCAGAAAGGCAAUCAGGUUGUCGUGGGGAAAUAUGAAGAAUUUUAUCGGCAAAGGGCAACAAAGUAUCAGCUCAUUGAGGUAGGUAUAUAAAGUACCAAUAAACGUAUCAGUUUCAGCUGCUCAGACUGAUAUAGAAAAGUAAAGUUCACAUUUUAAUUAUUGGGUAAAUUUCGAGUUACGGUCCCCUUAAGAGAAAUCGGACAACGAAAGAAACACAUUUCGCUCCCAUAAAAUGGGCUCGAAUCGUCAUCCUUGAAUUUAUUUUCAUGUUCGCCGUCAAGAUUUGUGUUGGCACCUCAAGACAGCAUCUCUUGGUAGAUCAUGUGAUAUUCGUUACUCUCAUUAUCUUUAUUUCUUGAUCGUGUGUUGAUAAGUCCUAAGUUGAAAUUCCACAUUGCUCCCGCAGGAAGUGAAAAGUAUAGUGAGCACGUAUUCUAAAUAACAAAUUUAUUUAUGUUUAGGAAGUCUACACGCAUGUGCAGUCAGUUUGAUUGUAGUAUCUCUUCAAACACGUACCCACGGUGCCUCUGCCCCAAACAAAUGUAAAACCUGCAAUUUUCAAUCAGAAGAUCUCCUACACGGUAUCCCAAUUCGAUUUUAGAUAAAAGUUUAAUUUUCCGCUGAGGGUGCAUUAGAUCAUUCAGGACAGUAUCCAGUCCGAUAUUGGGAAAAAGUGAAUUAAAGAUUUCGAGACAGCAACGCCCAGGAAAACGUCACUUUGAAUUUUUAUUUCUUUUUGACAUUGGCUCCAUGUAGCUUUCAUGUCUAUUUAUAACAUUUGAAUGCAGCGUUGUGUUCAUCGUAAAAAAGUGACUAAAUUAUCGUCGAGAUUUCUGGUCCAAGAUUAUUUUGGAGAAAAAACCUGGAAUAACCUUGGAAUUAAAAUUUAAUCCUCACAAAGACAUCAAACAUGACAAACACGUGUUGAAAAUCCCUUAACAGAUAAAACACUUCACAACACAAGCGGUGUGAUUAGCUAAUUCUCUACUUAUCAGCCCUCGUAACGCCUUGGUUAUGUAAAAAACUGAAAAAACUUUGUUUCCUAUCCACUCCGCUGUUCAUGUAUCAUAUCAGUUUAAUUUUGAACCCUGACAGAGUCCACUGGUUCCGAGCAUUUUCUUUUUUCAUACCCAGACUGAAUUCCGUAGUCCGUAGUCCAUGGUCCAAAUUUAUUUUUCCGUAAAUACGCACUUCGUCGUCCAUUCUUUACAUCAACUACAUACGCAUUUAAAUUUCAAAUAACAAAUUCAUCCAUAGAAUCCCUGCGGAUAACGUUGGCCUAAUUCAACUGAAUAAAACUGUCACCCAGACUACGUUUACAAUGUUGAUGAAUUUUUCAGCUUUACUGAAGAUGAAUAUGAAGUAUUCUUGACCCCGUAGACAAACUAGAGAAACCAGCUGGAAUCAAACAAAGAGUUCAUUUUGAUCUUCAACUGUAUAAGAAACUUAUUAUACUGAAGAGAUUUCCCGACAGUUUGCGAUUUUUGGAAAAUAUUUAUAACCACACUAUUACUAGUUACAAGAUGCUAAAUAUCAAGCGCCUGAAGCCAUUUGUUCUGGUGAUUUCCAUGUUGUGUUUUUGCGUUAUGGGUGUAUUGACUAUUUUCUUCUCGAGAUACGAAAACAAAGUUCGUGUUUCACGUAAUCUUCCGCAAGCAACCAAGCAGAGCGCUGUUAGCUUCGAUUUGAAGACAAGCCUUGAUCAUCUUCGAAGUAGUUUUGAAAUGUCACAAGAUCAGUACAAUUAUUCAACGAGGAACUUUAGCGAGAAGUUUCGAGAAGCCCGCCUUCGGAGUGAAUUAUUUUACCGCAAACUGGAUUCGCGUAGUAAGCGGCAUUUUGUCUGCAAUAAUGGGCUUUUUCUGCUGAUUCAAGUCCAUUCCAGUCCAGCAAAUUUUAAGAGUCGACAAGGUAUUAGGUUGACAUGGGGCAGCAUGGAACGCUUUAUUGGCCAUGAUCAUCAGGAUGUUAACCGUAACUAUACUUUGAGGUAAGUAUCACUCAUUUGACUAACAAAAGGCUCGGUAAGAAAAAAAAAAAGUAUUGGACUGUUAAAACACUUUACAAGGAAAUCUAGCUGAAAGAAAACAUGGUCAAUACUUAUAAUUUACCGGCGGGAUUUGGUGAAAAAUUUUAACUCUCAAUUUUACGAGAAAUUCCUUUUAAAUUAAGAUCUGAGUUGAAACAAAGGAACAAAAUAAGGUUAAGCUGAGCCGUAUUGAAUAGGAUUAUGAGUUACGUACGUUAAAACUGGAAAAAUUCCCCGCAAAAAUUAGUCAAAAUGAGAAUGCUCUCUUUUUAACCUCUAACUUUAUCAUUCGGAUUUUAGCCCUAAAUACUCGAAUCUUGCACUUAGUUGAAUUAAAAUCAAUUUCCCUAGGAUUUUCUCCACCAAUACAAGUAUUAAUUUAUUUUCAAUACUUGCAACAUUCGAUAACUCCAAAUCAUGCAAGCUAGAAAUUACUUUUCUCCCAUUAGGGUCAAUUCUUUGUAAUGGUUCCUUCGUAUAACCCUUUUGUUGAGGUGCGAUCCCCUGUUUCGUUUUGUCAGAAAAAUAAACUUAGAUGAAAGCGGGUAAAUUGAAAGACAAAAAACUUCACUAUAUUUGUGUUUCAAUUAUUCAAGUGUCUUCUCAGAAGGUGCAAACUUUACUCAGCUGUAAUUCUUUGAAUAACCUAAUUUUGCUAACCAAUGAUAUUCAGUUCCACAAAUUAACAUAACAUCGAACAAAUUCAUCCCUGGCUGCCUGAGAGUCACAAAAUUUCUAUUUGAGUUAUGGACUCCUUCUCAUAAUGAACUUCGCUUUUGACUACGAACCGGGUGCAAGAGUAACAUUUUAUAUUCUCUUGCAAGGUUUCAAUAGGGUUAACCGUCCUACGUCAAAUGAAUGCAUACAUUGUAAUUAACUACUCGAGGCUGAGCGCUUAUUAUAUCUUUUCCUAACUACAGGGUUGGCACCUAUAUUCGAGGUUCGGCGCUUAAUCGAAUAAUUCCGGUAGUUAAGAUACUCAAAUCAUUCAAAAAUAUAAACUUUUUUCCCAUUUUUUCCGUGUAAGCAAAAGAUAAACGUGAAACGUUAAAUCAAUCACUUGAGUACUGUGGCGGCUUUGCAUUACUCGUGCUUUAGGCGUGCAUUAGUAAAUACGGCUAAGAAUUUGCACGUUGAUCAAAAUUUGUUUUGGUUCGCUGCGAAAUUGCAGGUUGGUCGAAACAUAUGAUUUUGGCAGGAGAUGAAUUCGUUCUGUGGUAAGGAAAGAGCCGAACGAUUUGGGGGCCAACUGGUAAAGGUCUGGGCACACUCUUUUUAGGUGACGGGGCGAACUCGCAAAGGUGGAAGGAGUGAACUUGUAAUGGGGCGAAACCACCAUGAACCCAGUAGAGGCUAGAAGAAAUUAUAGCAAGAGUGAUCGGUUGAUCCGGAGAUGUUACUCCUCCUGUGGUAGCGGCAAUAUCCAUAUAUGAAGCAAGCAAGGAAAUUAAGAUAUUUCUGAAACAUUUCUGCACAACACAGGAUUCGUUUCGUCUUGUUCGUUCGUGAAACCAGCUAGUUGAUGAGCAUUUUAAAAACACUUUUCGGCAUCUAACGGUUGGCUUCUUUUCAGAGUCCAAGCCGCCAAAAGAGAUAGAAAUAUUCAUUUAUCAAUUGUAUUUUUUUCUUCUCUUUCAGGUCUUGGAAAACAGUAUUUCUUAUUGGUCAGAGCUCUGACCCCAGAUUGAACGACCUCGUUCUCCAAGAAGCUAACAUCUACAAAGAUAUUAUGAUUGGGUCUUUUAAAGAUACAUAUCGUAAUCUUAACAUGAAGAUGAUCUUUAGCUUGAAGUGGCCGCUGGAGCAAAAGUGUCGCGUCUCCUAUAUUCUUAAGACAGACGAGGAUUGUUACGUGAACAUUUGGAAUCUUCUUCAUUGGCUAAGGAGCUAUCAUGAAGCCAAAGGGUCGCGCCCCCUUUACGCCGGCCGAGUUCAAACAGAGAUGCCAGUUGUACGGGAUACCAAAAGUCGCUACUACGUCUCGGAGGAAGAUCACCCUGCGGAUAUUUAUAAACCGUAUGCUUCCGGAGGAGGAUAUGUGAUAAGUGCAAGUUUACUUCCGGCACUUGUCAAUGUUUCACGAACAUCACCGAUCUUUGCGAAUGAAGAUGCGCUACUCGGUUCGCUGAUGUACCGGAUCGGAAUACAAUGGACCGACAACCAGAAAUUUUUACCACUCAUAUUUUGUUCUCAUUUGAACAAGUACCGUUUUCGAGACAUGCACAUGUCCGGUUUAUCGAGACAGAUCAUUUUGCAUGGCAUAAGAGGCAGGCUGCAACUAGAAAUGCACUUUAAUAGCGCCUUGUAUAAUCACUUUCCAUCGUUGUGUUCCUCGCAUAUGAACUACGAAGACAUGCGGGACGUGUGCGAAUGA
Messenger RNA from Pocillopora meandrina, 4807 nucleotides. Lineage: Eukaryota; Metazoa; Cnidaria; Anthozoa; Scleractinia; Pocilloporidae. The record is from the annotation of a GenBank genome assembly.